This is a messenger RNA of Arachis ipaensis, 537 nucleotides long. The record is from RefSeq and is a predicted model, not a curated record. Lineage: Eukaryota; Viridiplantae; Streptophyta; Magnoliopsida; Fabales; Fabaceae.
AUGGCGCCGGACGCCGCUGCACUGGUGUUGGACGCCACAGUAGGGAUGAUGCUGGACGUUAGCCCUCCAACAAGGAAUGGUGCUUUUGGACUAACUUGGUUGUGUUUAUUUGGAAUAGAUGUCAUUGGUCUUUUAACUUCAGUGGGAGAAGAGAAAGAAUAUGCAAAAGAGGAAAAAAUUGUGAAAAUAAUUUGCGAUGUGCAUUGUUUGGGAACUGUUAAUCAAGUAAAUCAUUUUCUUGCCUCUGGCUAUGUGGAGCAGCCUGUUGUUGUCAUUCAACUUGCAAAAGUCAAGUUCUUUAGGGGUCAAGUAGAUCUUCAAAAUGUGAUGUAUGCCACUCAAAUGUUAUUUAAUCCUGAUCUUCCUGAAGUUGUUGAAUUCAAGCAGAGUAUGAUUGAGCAAGGUGUCAAUAGUUUCCAGCCACUGUUUAUUGCAAAUGAGGGUAAAGUUGUCUUCUUGGAAGAUGAUUUCAUGCGUUUAACUAGAAAAUACACUAUUGAAGAGCUUCAAGAUAACAAUGAGCUUGUCUUCUUUUGA